Molecule: messenger RNA, 568 nt
Organism: Lactuca sativa (garden lettuce)
Lineage: Eukaryota; Viridiplantae; Streptophyta; Magnoliopsida; Asterales; Asteraceae
Source: RefSeq, a predicted model, not a curated record
CUUUGAAGCAAGAAACCGCACACCGAAGCCCAAAUCUUGUUUCGAUUUGCGAUCAAUGGAAGGGUUUCAGAAAGCAAUAAGAAGUGGUAUCACGAACACGACGCAGCCUUCGGCUACCAAUCUUCCAUCUUCUUCCUAUAACACCGGCACAAGCUCGUAUUCUGCUUCCCCUUCCGACCCAUCUGCUGUCUUGUUCAUCAGACCCCCCAGGCGAGCAGUAUCAGUGUUGACUUGCUCCAAGCUUUGUGCCGUUUGCUUUGCUGCCGGGAUUAUUGUCGGCUUCACCCUGAAGCGACGCGUCCGUCGAUGGGCUGCUAGACUCCUCAGGAGAAUCAAGGAUGACUGACGAUUGAUUUCUUACUUUUUGAUGUGAGUUUCAACUUUCAAUCCACAUCAUAAUUUAGAAAUUUCAAUCUUUCUUUGGCUCAGCUGCUAGAAACUAACAUAUAUCUACUAGGUUUCUCUUAAUACCAUUUAUCAGAUGCUAGUGUUUAAUGUUGUUAUUCAUGAAUCAUCAAAAAGAUCUAUUCUUUAAUUUGAAACUAUUGGAUUUCUGAUUUUCUGUUUA